ACUGGAGCCGAGCGCGCGCAGCCAUGGCGGAAGCGGAAGGGAGUUCUCCGCUUCUGUUGCCGCUGCCGCUACUCCCGCCCGGAAUGGCGGAAGUGGAGGCGCCGACGGCGGCCGAGACGGACAUGAAGCAAUUCCGCAGCUCCGGUGGUGGCGCCAUGGACAUGGAGCGGAGCCGUUUCCCCUACUGCGUUGUGUGGACGCCCAUCCCGGUGCUCACGUGGUUUUUCCCCAUCAUUGGCCACAUGGGCAUCUGCACAUCCACAGGAGUCAUUCGGGACUUCGCUGGCCCCUACUUUGUCUCGGAAGACAACAUGGCCUUUGGGAAGCCUGCCAAGUACUGGAAGUUGGACCCUGCUCAGGUAUACGCUAGCGGCCCCAAUGCAUGGGACACGGCUGUGCAUGAUGCCUCUGAGGAGUACAAGCACCGCAUGCACAAUCUCUGCUGUGACAAUUGCCACUCGCAUGUGGCAUUGGCCCUGAACCUAAUGCGCUACAACAACAGCACCAACUGGAACAUGGUGACACUCUGCUUCUUCUGCCUACUCUAUGGGAAAUAUGUCAGCAUCGGGGCCUUCGUGAAGACUUGGCUGCCCUUCAUCCUCCUCCUGGGCAUCAUCCUAACUGUCAGCCUGGUCCUUAAUCUACGGUGA
Molecule: messenger RNA, 650 nt
Organism: Orycteropus afer afer
Lineage: Eukaryota; Metazoa; Chordata; Mammalia; Tubulidentata; Orycteropodidae
Gene: TMEM222
Product: transmembrane protein 222
Source: RefSeq, a predicted model, not a curated record